Aplysia californica (California sea hare) is the source of this 2536-nucleotide messenger RNA. Its product is annotated as glycerophosphocholine acyltransferase 1. The record is from RefSeq and is a predicted model, not a curated record. Gene Ontology annotation, biological process: phosphatidylcholine biosynthetic process. The coding region runs from base 484 to 1719 and encodes 411 amino acids. The transcript has 9 exons. Lineage: Eukaryota; Metazoa; Mollusca; Gastropoda; Aplysiida; Aplysiidae.
CACCAUGGAACACACCACCAAGACGAGGGGUCAGGCGAGAGAUGCGUUCAUCCUAUCCUAGUUAGGCUACUUGCUAUUCGUCUGUAUCGGGGUUGAUCUCUUGUUUUUAUUGUGUAGGCCUAGAUUCUACACAAAUAAAACUUGACGCAUGAGUGUACCCUGCCAUACCGAUAAGAAAAGCUCUGAGUUUUGAGACAGUUGGCCUAGAGUUUAGCUUAGUAGGCCUAGGCUAGGACUGGCCAAGCUGUCACUGCUGAGACAUAACAGCGUAGACCAAUCAUCUUUAAGCUGUGCAAAACGUAAACACGAGUCGAGUGUUUUCCACACACUGUUUUCUCUGCGGAUUGUGGAAGAUUCGUGUGAAUUGUAAUUAGAUCUAGCCUAGGCUAAGCAUCCUGGUCCUCUACCAGUCUGCGUUUUCAUGAAACUAUGAAACCUGGGCUAGCUGACUGAGUGGACACGAACGAAUAAGGAAACUUGGAAAUGAGUGCCUCUCAUGCAGUCUGUCAUAUGGACAGCCGUGUUGUGAGUCCAAACGGCGUGGAUGCCUCCAAUUCAGCUGUACCAAUGAAUGGCAGUAUUCCCCAACCAACAGAGAUGAUGGCGGCUGUGGAAAAAGAAAAUGGAUGUGAAUCCACCACCAUACAGAAGGAUGAACGUGGAAAAAUGGGCCGCAAUUCAUUAAAACAAGAUAUGCAAGAAUUGUAUGAAAGUGUCACAGAUCCAAUCGAAAAGACAGAUUCAGAUGUCAAGGACUUUUUUAAGGUUUUGAAAAACCACAGCCUGAUGAGCAAAGUGGUCUACGUUAUGACCGUGGUCUCCAUUGUGGUGGUGUCCCACUUUGUCCUGGCGGUGCAGUGGCUUCUUCCUUAUUAUUACUCCAUCGCAACUCCUGUGCUGCUUCUGAGUCGGCUCGUGAUGUACUGGAAAAUGAAGUACCAGUAUUUCCUGUUGGACUUCUGCUACUUCGCAAACAUUUACUGGUACACUUACAUAUGGGUUAUCCCGAGCCGAGAGGACAUAUUUGCUGUUGGUUUUGCAGUCGCCAACGGGCCUUUAAUCUGGGCGCUGUUCGUGUUCCGGAAUUCUUUAGUGUUUCACAGCCUGGACAAAGUGACCUCCUUGUACAUUCAUGUCCUUCCCAGCUUGAUGUCCUUUGUAAUCCGGUGGUAUCCUGAAGAAACGGGCAAAUACUGGUACAAAGACUUCCCACAAUGCCACCUCGGAGUGUCCUUUGUCUGGCUUGUUGCUGUACCUUUCGGUUUUGCCGUCUCCCACCAGAUCUUUUAUGGUGUUUUAGUCAACUUGGUUUUGAAGCCUUCGGAAGAAUACUUGAUUCUCUAUCGCUAUGUGACAUCUGACGAGAAUUCUUUCAUGUUCCGUGCCUGCAAUUUGUUGGGAUCAAAGUUCCGGUUCCUUCUGUAUACAGUCUGGUGGCUGGCGCUGGUCCUGGGAAUGCUGUUCUUCAACCUGAUAUGGUACAACUACUUUGCCGCCCACUGCGCCCUCUUGGUCACAUUCCUCAUCGUUGCUUUUUUUAACGGCUCCACGUAUUACAUCGACGUUUUCCGAUUCCAGGGACCUUCAAAGUCCAAAUCUAUAGAACUCCUGUCGCCCGAAGAGGGCACUGUUAUCUUUGCCAAAACUGAUUCCGAUGAAAAUAAUGUGACUGUUGUACCGUGCACGAAUGGAAUCAAGGGUUACGGGUCUGCUUUGUGAUCGGGGACAGUUCUACUUUGUGAUUGGGUAUGUUGUCGAGCACGCUGACAGUGAUAUCGGCGAGAUGCGGAAAUCUUUUCAUCGUGUGAAAGAUCUGCUAAUCUUUUCAUCGUGUGAAAAAUCUGCUAUACGUCUAUGUCGCGACCUCAAUGCUUUCUUGUCGUAUCUCCAUUUUAAAAAAGGUUAAAAUGUGACUUUUUCUUAAGCUCACUCUUUGUUAUGAACUGUUUUUAACUGUUAUUAAAAAUGGAGAGAUAUGACAAGAAAGCACUGAGGUCACAAUGUUUUGAAUACAGGGAAUAUACAUCUAUUAGAAAAGAUUUGGGACCUGAAAAUCUGUUGGCUCUCUACGUGUCUGCUGUGUGUGUGCCAGGCUAUAUUUGUCAUAAUAGUCUAUAUGGGAAUUGCAGACCCGCCAAAGACUGAUAAAAUCAGAACCCUCCAAUUUUAUUUUUACCCAUGGAAGAAUUGUGAUUGGAUUUACGUUAAAUCCGGUUUAUUUCUUAAACUCCUCCAUUUCUAUUUAUCGUACACCGCCUAUCAUAAAUGACGUGAAAGUAGACGGGUUUGUCUGUUAUAUUUGCACAACUUAUCAUAAAUGUCUUGAAAAUGGGCAAUUUUAUGUUCUUAUUUGCAUUUACUUACAAUAUAUGUUUUUUGCCAUAGUCGAUUUGUAAUGCAGUCGAACCUGUGAAAGACGGAAUUGCAAGGGAGCCAGAAAAAUUUUUUGUCUCAGACAGGGGAAUUCAGUGGGGGAGAUGGAGGGGGGGUUUCAAAGGCUCAGCCAGUGGGAUCAAGGGUCGCUUGUCUGGUCGGC